Molecule: messenger RNA, 9348 nt
Organism: Ectocarpus sp. CCAP 1310/34
Lineage: Eukaryota; Phaeophyceae; Ectocarpales; Ectocarpaceae
Source: the annotation of a GenBank genome assembly
AUGGCAUUCGCAGGGGAGGAGGGGGUGCCACGCGAUUGGCCUUGGGUAUUGCAGGGCCUCGCUCACCGUCGGUUUGGCCAAGGAACAGGGUGCCCUGUGGACAUCCUCGAGACGAUUAUCUACUGUGAUGGAUCCCCCGAGGCGCUCUACUACACCAGCGCGGGGCGCGUCGUGUCCAGAGCUAUCGCAGAGGACGAAGGAUGCAUCACAUUUGCCAAAGCCAUGGCGCACCUUCGACCUUCGAAGAAGUAUGUUGGUGCCCUGGCCGAUGCUAAUUCUUCCGGUGCGGAGGGCGGCGUCGGGGUGAACGGAGCUGUGGCCUUCACGUCAACCGGAGAAGCUAUCCCCGUCAAGACAGUCGACUUGGGGAAGAUCCGCAAGGCCCAGGGCACCCCUCCCAUGGGUACGGUUGCUCUGGUUGUCCUCAUACCCCCGAAAGCCCCUUGCGUAGAGCCACUGCUCAGCAUUCAGCACACAUUCAUCGUCGAGCCCUGUACGGAGGCUUUUAGUGGGGCUCGCGUGCUCCGGCUCGUGCUGGAAGUAGUUGAGGACGUCUUGGGCGACUUGCGGCUCGUGCGCUCCUCGGAGUGUGUCACGACCAAAUCCGUGCCUCCGUACAGCCGGCAGCGUCGAAGCCCAUCCCCGUCUCAGUCCAAAACCGCACGGCUCCAGUCCGCACAAGACAUUGCCGAUGAGCUGUUCCUGCUACGAUACGGGCACGCCAUCGGGGAAAGUGCACCGUGCCCCCCUUCUGAACUUGGUAUGCUUGCAACAAGCCCCUUAGGUCGAGAGGAUCGGAGAGAACCGAGGGCAGAAUCGCAUCGACGAGCACAGACUGCCAUGUCACCGACCGAAGCUCGCGGCAGCCAAGGGACGCUUGAUGCCGAAGAGUGGGGGUUCAAAACCGAAUCACCCGCCAGCACAGUGCGUGGCACGAGGAGGCCACAAACAGAGUCUACGGAACGUAGCAGCGCGGAGAUGGCUUCCACUUUCAACACAGCUCAGGCUAGGGGAAACCGGAGGGAUGGUGGAGCAGGGGAUGUCCGUGAUAUUGGGGUGACAUUUCAGGGCUUUGCUGCACCAGGGGAGCAUGAUCCGAGAGAGAUUGGGCGUACUGUGGCAGCCGGACGAGCGCUUGGGAGUAGCCAGCUCGCUCGUAUGUGUCAUGGGGACUUCUGCGACACAGACUUGCCGGAUAAGAUUCAGCAGCAAGCAAGGUUUGAGCUAGAGGAAAGCGGAAACGGAUCACUCAACCUCGCCGCUCCUCUCCACCCCCAUUCGUCUUCGGGACGGACAAGUGCAGAUCCCAAUGGCAGCGUCGGCACGAGCGCGUUUCGAACGAAAAUCCUCAAGCUCGACGAAGCUGCUCUGCAAGACCACGGCGUGCUGCCAGCUGACGGCGGGGUGGUCAAAGGGAGUCACGUCACGGAGCAGCGGUCGCCACGAAAGGGCAAGGGAACGGCGGACAUCGCUAGAAAAGGGACAGGGAUCGAUGACACUUAUCGACCAGGCGGAGGUGGUGGGAGGCUUCCCCGACGAUCGAAAUCGGCAGUCGACAAAGGAAAAGAGGCACAGGCGGAGUGGGACGAGAUCCCGUUUUCAUGGAUAGUUCGCGGGAGGCAAGAGAGCCACCUGAUCGAUCAGCAGCUGCGUCGAUAUCGCAGGGGGAAUAAGGAGCCCUUCGUGGACCAUCUCUCCAGCCUCGGCGAUAGCUCGGUGUCGCUCGGUGCAGUAUUCCCGGCCACCUACUACAAGCCCGUUCGGGUCUGCGGGAAUUGCUACCGUGUCUAUAGCAUGGUAGACGAGGCCAGAACAAAGUCCGUAAAACGGCUCGAUGCACAGGCGGCGGCAGCCGCAGGGGAAAUGGGGACAGAGCUAUAUGCAGACCAGGGUGUAAAUUGUAGUAAUGGCAUCCGAGGACAGCAUCAGCGAGCCCCGAAAAGAGCACGAAGUGGGGCCGAAACGCGGCGGGGAGAGUGGGUGAGUCGUGUCCAGAGUAACGCGUCUCGAGAACAAGCGGCGGAUGCCCAGAUUCGCGGUGGCAGCCCAAGUCGGGGCGUCUGUCAGCCGCCUGACGACAUCCAGACGUUCUCCACUGCUCAGGGAGCUUGUCUUGGAAAGGGGAUAGAGGAAAAAGGGUGGGAACGACAGAACGAAACAUCGCUGUCGGGAGAAAGCCGUGCUCUAAUGCGCGCCCAGGCCGCCAUUGACGGACUCACCCGGGGAGAUAUCUGCGAGCUCCGGUCGUUCGCCAAGCCCCCGGCGGCGGUGAACAUGGUGACGGCCGCGUUGAUGAUUGCACUAACCGGACAAGGAGAACCCACUGCCGCAGGUUGGCUGUCCGCGAGACGGUACAUGACCAACAUUGACAAGCUUUUUACAGCGAUUUCUGGACUGAACCUGAACACCCUUAGGGUUUCCCAGACAAGGAAGUUGGAGACUUACACCAGGAACCCGGCAUUCCGACCGGAAAUCGUUGCGUGCGUGUCGCUCCCGGCGUCAAAGAUAUGUGCCUGGGUUCUUGGAGUCCUGGAAGCUCAUAGAUGGCGCACGGGCAGAGGGCACUCGCGUAGCAGCACGCUUACGCAAGGACCCGGGCUGGAAGCCAACACGAGCAACGGAGGCCGCCACCGACAGAAGCAUAGCUUGCCUUCUUCGAUACCCCCAUUCCCCUCGGCCUCCUCCGUGGCCCAAGCACAACCCAGCAACACGCCGCUGUUUCUCGCAAGAGAUCGGCAUUCUUUGCCCAACGGCACGACUGAUGGUGACGUCGCUAGCACCCGCCGUUGGACGAGUUCUACUACGCCGUCACGGGUUACGGUUGCGCUUGGCCCAACUGUGUACCCGUUUCCCGCGCCGGGUACCGCCGCCACCACCGCCACCGCUGCUGCAGCUGCCAAUGAUUCUUCGACUGGUACACACCAAUGCUCGAAAGGCCACCUCGUGGGUGGCCGUGGUGGCGAGACAAGGCCCAACACUACUGUAGGCUUCAACCCCCGAAGCCUUCCGCAGCCGGCACUGCCACAGCAAGCCUGGAUUCCAGGGGGGGUGGGGCCGGGAUGUGGUUCCGCCGCGACGAUAGUGAUUGGGUCACCAAGCCGCGCAGGAACUGCCCCGGGUUCAGGCUUGCGCAACACCGGUAACAAAAGCACGGCUGCUGCGGUGGGCAGAAACGGCAGUUCACGCCAUCCAGCGCCGGGGUCGGGCGUGGGGGGAGGGAGAGGACAGACCACGCGGGCGGGCCGAGCGGCGGCAAAACGCCGCCAGGACCGGGUGGGCGAGAGGCUCGCGAACGCCACGGCGGCGGCGCCUGACCCGGCCGGUUUCGAAAGGUCUGAGUUUUUGUGUGCGGAUGGAGUUACGCUCAUGCCGUACGCCGUCAUCGGAACUGGAGCGCCCUUGUUGUCGGUGCCAACGUUGGGGGGUACUGAGGGGGGGCGGGGGGAGCAAAACGGCGGCGGCGGCGGCGAGAAAGACUGGGGACCCGGUCAAGAGGGGGGCGUGGCGAACGGGGGGGUGUUAAGUUUCGUGGUGGUUCACGACUUUUUCGAUACGCUGGAGAAGACAUUUCUGCUUUUCAAGCCGCUCGUUCUGAAGUAUCCGGGGUGUCAAGUGCUAUGCUUCAACUCGCCGGGCCAGGCUGGGACGCGCCUUCCGCCUGAGCCUGAAGGCUUGCUAACCAAUGUCUGGGUUGCGGAUAGGCUGGACGAGUUGAUGCAGCACGUGGACAACAUGGGCGAGAUGCCACUAUCGGAUCGGCCUUUCCACCUGCUGGGGAUCGGAAACGGCGCCAGCAUCGCGACCGCCUUCGCCUGUCAUCACGCCUCCAAGAACAAAUGGAAACCAACUCUGAGGUCCUUGGCGUGCGUCAAUGGCUUUGCGACUGUGGACGCACAGCUUGCGGCGGUGUUGCACUCUGCGCAAAGAGCGUUCGAGUGCUUCCCUCCCGAGAGACCCGAUCUUCCUAUCUCCUUUUGGAGCAGGUUUGUCUUCAGCGAGGGUUACCUGAAGUCCAUCGGGUCAGAUCUCGCCCUCAACAUUCUGUGCGCUGUGGCCAACCCGCUGGGCGUCGAAGGAAUGCUCCGCAUCGUGAGGGGUGCUCUCAGAAGCCGCGACCUGACGAAAGAUCUCAAGACGAUGGCGCUACCUCUUGUGCUCGUCCAGUCGACCGACAACGUGCUGAUUAACGCGGCCAAUGUCGACCCGUUCCUGGAGGGGCGCCGUCCACGCCACGUCUGGUCGCAUCAGCUUCGCCUAGGUGGUGCUUCCGCGGCCAACAACAGCGGCAAUGUCGCUGGGAACCGCGGGGAAAACGCCGUUUCCUGCAUAGGCUCAGGAGGCGAGCUGGCGCUCUUCGAGUCGCUGUCGGCCGGCGCCGGGGGCGCCUUCGUAGCGUGGGUGAAGGGUGGCCACGAGACGCGACAAGAGUGCAAACGGCUCGUCGUGGACGUGCUGGACCUACUUGCUGCUCCGGGUGGGCAGGAGGCCAGCUUCUUCCGGAGAGGAGCGCAGGUCAAGCGACCUUCGGGGAGUAGGGUGGGCAUCGCCGCCAAAGGGAAUAGAGGGGCCAAGGCGGGGGCGGCGGUGCGAACAAGGUCGUUCGUCGAUGGUGAGGCACGAGAAAGUGGGUUAGAUAUCGUCGGCGGUAGCAGCGGGGAAAACAUUAUGACAAGGGAGGAGGGCAACGGCGGCGGGAUGAUACAUACUGGAACGACUGCAAUGGAUGGCACGAUGUCGAAGGACUCGAACGCGCUCGAAGGAGGGGAGGGGAAAGGAGGACGGGCAGGGGGAGGAGAUGCAGGAGAGGAUACGAACUCGGCAACGGUGGGGGCAGUGGGGGUUGCCCAAGGUGAGGCAGCUACUGUGGAACGAGACGGGACGUCAGGGUCGGCAUACGGCUACGCAUCACUCCGGAAGAUCAAGGAGCGAGAACCCCUCCCUGAGUUCCCGAGGAAUUGUGUUCGGAGAACCUGCCCACUGAACCGAGGUGGAACAUCGCCGGCGGACCGAGAUUCGUCGAGAACACGACCGUCCUCUCGAGCGUUCACCGCUCCUGCUUCGCCCGGAAAGCGUCCCCGAAAGCAACGCGGUCACGAUCGGGAUCAUCGAUCGGGAUCGUCAGAGAGUCUACGAUACCACGGCCGUGAGGGCCAGGGAUCCGGUCCAUCGCCGUCCCGGGCAGGAUUGUCGCAGGCUUUUGAUGGGGACGACCCCUUGCACCAGGACGACAACAUCGGGGGCGAGGUUGUCACGCUCGAUGAGGCCAUCGCGGACUUCGACGACGCCCUUCGCGAUCACCGCAGCAAACGAAGGGGGCUUGGGUCAACAAUACCGGUGCCUUCGCUGGCUUCCCCAGGAAGGAACAGUACCACCGAACCAGGAAAGCGUGGUAGCAGGUCACAGGAGGGACCUGGUCGGGCGAUGGGUUCUCCACUCCACGACACGGCGGCAACCAGCUGGUUCGACGGGGAAGCGACGUCUUGGGCGACCAUGGAUCUCGCGAAAGGUAACGGCCCUCGGGAGACGCUUGCAUUGGAUGAACAUCGGGGGGGCAUGCCAGCUGGAAAUACGAGCAUUACCACCCGAGAUGGCGGUGCAACAAGCACUGGGAUAACUCAGGUGACCAGUACCACGCAGAAGGCCGGUGCACCACCUACAACACUGCCAUCCGGCCACGCCGACGUGGGUGGUUUCAAAGUCGAGCUCAAAUUGAAGCAGGACCCGAUUGGCGAUUCCGAGGUCCGUGAGAUGACACCGCCUGGCACGGAACACGGACGCACGCCGGACUACCCUGUGUCCACUUGUCCUCCGCCUGGGAACGAAGAGCCCGGUACGGGUGAAGGAAGAAUCAUCGCUCCUGAAGGUCUCCAAGCCACGCAGUCACUAGAUCCCGUGGGUUCCAGACUCGCUAGCCUUCUCGAGAGCACGAGAGUUGGUUCUCCCGGCGUGAAUUCUGGAACCACAGUUCCGGCGGCGGAAGGGAGAGGCGAAGAUGCCGGAAUGCCGGAGGGAGUGGUUGAUGCCGGGGAACCAAGCGCGACCGACGGCCCUUUAGCUUUGCUGCCAGCAGAUCCAUCGCGGCCGCCCCCACCGUUCCCGAAUACCCAGGGUCUCGUGACACGUGAUGCGCACGUUUCCACCCAAGGAGGGGGCGGGGGAGUCGUAGCAGGUGCCAAGGGUGUUUCCUUGACGCAAGAGGAACAAACAGCGACAACCGACGACCCAAGGGUGACGAUGAGCGAGAACGGGGUCGAGAAAUGUUCUGUCGAUCCGCCAUCCGCUGAGGAUCAAGAACCUACCCCGUCCGGCAGGAGCGAAGCGCCUUCUACUACGCUACCAGAGACCACCAAAAUCACUGCUGACACUAAGACCAACGCUGGCGCUGCGGUAGUCACCGCACCACAGAUCGCCCAAGCCAUGGAAUGUCCGGACCCCAUCGCGACUCCCGAGCAGCGAACGGCCGGAGACUGGAUGCAGGGAACCGAGCACAGCACCGCCGCGAGCAACGGGGGACCCUGCCGACUCCCGGAACCGCUUGCGGUAGCGGUUGCGGAGGCCGAGCUCGCGGAAAAGGUUGACCGGCUGCAGUUCAACCGCCUCGCAGCCGAGCGCGAACAGAACGAGGCACUGAAUGACGAGCGCGCUUCGAAAUUUGAGCGAGAACGCGCCGCCCGCGCCAAGGGUUUCGUCGAGCAGGAUAGGCUAACUCUAGAGGCCGAGAAGCGGCGCCUUGCGGAGCUGCGGCGUGAGGCCGACCUCAGCCGUCUGCAGCGCGGCGCCGAGUUCGACGAGAACGACGAAGUGCUGGCGGUGGCACCAAGAAGGUCGGCGCCGGCGGAGACGACGGGGGCCACGCCUAUGCCCGUGAGGGGCAUGCGUCCACAGCACUUCACCGAGCAGGAAGAGCUCCCGGCGUCGAUAAAGAAAAGCCUCAACCGUCCGGCGGACAAGGUGCUCGACGAGAUGCAGCGGCUGGAAGCACGGGCGAAGGCCGCCGGCGGCAGCGGCAUGACCUUGGAGGCGUUCGAGAGGGUGGAGCAGCGGCAGCAGGUCAGGCAGAUCGAGCGCUUGGAGAUCCUGCACGGGCAGACGGCGGAGGAAAAGGCCGUGACCAUGCUUGCGAUGGCCGUGAGGCUGCAGAUGUUCGCCAGGCAGAGGCUCGCAAGGAUGCGAGUUGAGCGUUUGAAGUACGCGCUUUCGACUAGUCAGGAGAAGAUCGCUGCUGCAACGGCAAUUCAGUCGCUGGUGAGGGGCCACCUCAGGCGAAUAUCGGUACGCCGCAUGCGCCGGCAGCGUCUCGACGAGAGCAUCCUCGGGGGUCGAGCUACCACGAUACAGAGAGUGUACCGCGGCCGACUCGGACGGUUGGUGUUCGUCGAAAAGCUGAGGGACGUGCGGUGUCGGGUGCUGCAAAAAGCGGCCCGCGGUUUCCUGGGCAGACGAGUGGCGGCACGCAAACGUGCGCUGCUGGCGCGGUUUGCCGCCCGAGCAUCGUCAGCAACCAAGCUCCAGUCGGCUUGGCGAGGGAAGAUGGCGCGGGACAACUACCUCCGCGCUCGGUGCUCCUGGCUGGCUAGCCGCGAGAUUCAGCGCAUGUACCGCGGCCACCUCGGGAGGCGGGCAACCCGACGGAGGCGGGAGUGGCAGUCGGCGGGGCCCGGCGCAGAACGCCUGAAGCUGGGUUUGCGCAUGAUCGAAGACACUAAGGUGGGGCGCGCGCGAUUCGUGGCAUUCGUCAAACAACAAGGCGAGAUCGCGGCCCUCAACCGGGCGCAAGAAAAAGCCGAAGCUCGCGUGUCCUCCAUCCAUCAUCAGCUCACCGCCUCGGAGUCUGAGCUUAGCGUACUAGAGAGGGAAAUGGCGGAGCUGACGCACGAGCGAGACCUGAUAUCGCGAGGUAUCACGGGCGCUGCCGGCAUCCCGAAAACGGGGAGACCGCGUUCGAAGAACGGCGGCGGCGGCGGCGGCGGCGGCGGGGGGGGCGAUGGAGAUGACGACGACCACGACGACCACGACGACUUCGGUAGCGGUAGCGGUGAUGGCAGAGGGGGAGGGAGGAAGGGGCGAGGGAAGAAGGAGUUGAACAAGGAGGACGCGUACGCCUUGGAGAUGCAGCUGCAGCUGAAGCGGGCGGAGCGGGAGCAGCGGCGCGUGCAGCUGUCCGCUGAGUUCGCGUCGACCUUUGCGGAUGUUUCCGACAAGAAGCGGCAGCUGGAUCGCCUGAGCUCGGCCGUGGCGGAUAUUGAGGCCACGCGGCAAAGAAAGUCACGGGAGUUUGGACACAUGCAGCGCAACUUGAUGGAGCUCCUUUCAGAGCAGAAGAGAGAGUUGGACAUCGUCCGCGAGAAGGGGGUCCAGCUAGAAACGGCCGCCGCCACCAGCGCUGCUGCGGCUGCCGCCACCGCGCAACGCGCCCGAGAUCAUGAGGCCAAAGCGGCGGCUAUGUACGGGCAGACGGAGGAGCUGAUGAAGUUCCAGUUCAUGUCCAUGUCACUUAGCUACUUUAGUAGCCUCAACAUGAUGAAGCAGAUGCGAGACAUCAACGCGGACACUACAACGGCGGCUAUCGCAGGCAGCGCAGACGCUGCGGCGGCCGCGGCUGCCUCCGCAGCGGCUGCUAGCAUCCCGUCACUCAAGCAGACCGGAGAUCUCGGAGGGGACGCCGGGCGGCUCAUUUUCGAUGGCCUCUCGGAUAGACCGCUUUCCCUAUUCAUCCUCUCACACACGCACACGCCCUACCCCACCUGCGCAUUCCUCCUGGUAGUUACGAAAGCUCUGGCGGUGCGCAGGGAGAAGGUGAAAGCUACAAGAGCGGAGAUCGAGGAGGCGGAGAACAGCCAACGGCAUCCUUUCCCGACAGAGUUGUGCUUGUGGACCGUGGACGACGUGUGCCGGUGGCUGGACACAUUACAGCUCGGAGAGUACAAGCAGGCGUUCCGGGAGGGAAAAGUCGAUGGAAGCUUCCUGGGCGAGCUACGGGAGUCAGAUCUCAUGGACUCGAUCGGGAUGGAGCACAAGCUACACCUCAAGAAGCUGCUGCUGGCACGGCAGAAGCUCACCCCCCUUUCUGCGGCCGAACAGUCGAUGGCGAGCAGCGUCAGACGAGAGGACCAGGCGACGUCCAUAAGGGAAGAGAUUCCCGACGUGGACACCGCAUUCUCUCAGGCGAGACAUGGCAAGAAAAAGCGCCUGGUAGAGACAUUAAAUUCGGGCUUCGAUAUCAACGCGGAAGACUCCAUGGGCAACACCCUUCUACUCGUUGCCGUUCAGCAGCUACAGGUUGUAUCUGGUGCACAACGGCCCCGCAACCUCCCGAGGAUCAGGUUGCACGCCGACGUAUGCAGCUAG